Messenger RNA from Melanaphis sacchari, 1607 nucleotides. RefSeq lists its product as uncharacterized. The transcript is spliced from 2 exons. The coding region runs from base 716 to 1390 and encodes 224 amino acids. The record is from RefSeq and is a predicted model, not a curated record. Lineage: Eukaryota; Metazoa; Arthropoda; Insecta; Hemiptera; Aphididae.
ACUAUCGCUGCGCUGUCGCCAUUCGGCAUUCGCCCACAGUCGUUCUCGAACUUCCAUCCGUUGCGUUUUUUUUUGCCACUGGCGACGCGCUCGGUCCGCAUCGCAUCGUGACUAUUGUUUAUCCGCUAUUAAAUUAUUAUUUAUAUAUUUUUGCACGUAGACAUUCACGAAACUAGCGCGCGUUUGUCGACGGAGAAUCUAUAUUAUUGACAUUAUUUAUUAUUAUUAUUAUUAUUAUUAUUAUUAUUAUUAUUAAUCGGCGUCACUGCCGCGCAAUAGUAGUAAUAUUAUUUUAUUAUAAUACCGAUUGCGACCCGUCGCCUACCGAUCGUCUUGUGACGUCGUCGCUAUUGCUGUCCCGACGGUUUUCUUUCGUUCGUCCGUAUUUAGUGCGACAAAGAAACGGAAGAAAAAAACAUUGUCCGUUCGUCGGUGCAGUGCUGUGCAAUAAUAUCGUAUUAUUAUUGUUGACCUAACAGUGAGUUUGUUGUGCUUCGUUGUCCGGUUCAAUUCCAUUUUGUCAGCGAACUAGCAGCACACCAGCCCGCAAAACAACAUACGCCAGACCGCGGCUCGUGCUGCUGUGCGUGCGUGGCUGACGCAAUCCUGAACGCGGUGAAGAGAUUUUGCCGUCGACGUCAUUACCAGAAACGAAGACUGCGACGUAACGCCGCCGUUCACCGCCGAUAGGUUAACAUUGCUCAUUAAAUAUUCAAUGCAAAUCAUAAAUAUGUACAAACCAAUUCGUCCAAGGAGAAACAGCUUACCAAGCAAUGUACAUAGAAGUAAAACAAAAAAUUUACCCAAAGCAGAGUUCAAUUCAGCUAAAAAUUCUAAAGUGAUUCAUGAAUCAAAAAAACCCAAAUCAAAAACGCCUAAUUGCGUUAAACAGCUAAAUUAUAAUGAAUCACAUACAAGGAAUGUUAGAAAAUUUAUGGAUUAUAGUUUGUCAGAUGGCGAUGAAAUUAUUGAUGAUAAAACAAAUUUUCAUAAAGUAGCUAAAAACAACAAAAUAAUAAAAGAUAAAAGACCUCAUUUGUUAUGCUCUCAACCAAUAGACACUCCGACUAGAUAUCUACCAGAAGUGCCAUUAAGUCAUACUCCCCCAUCAUACGAAUCCCCACAAAAAUAUGGUCCAUAUAAGAAGUUUAAAGAAGAUGAUAUAGAGCAAUUGGUUAUUGAAAAAUAUGCCCUGCUCAAACAACUUAUGAACAUUGAUGAACGAUGUGGCUCACCUAAUGGUGAUAACUUUUAUGCUGGUGCCAAAUUCAAUAAUUGCCCGUCUCCUGGAGAUUUGCCAUUGCCACCAAUGCAAUGGCUUAACUCUUGUCAAGCACAAGCAAAAUCCAUGCGACAAAAAUCACCUCUUAUCUUCAAUAUAACUAUCUAAGAUAUUCUUCAAAAUUUAAAUUUUGACUAAUGUUUUAUUUUCAUUAUUAUUAUUUGAUUUUACAUUGUAACGCUUAUUGUGAUUUUUUUCACUAUAGUAUAUUCCCCUCCACCUUACUAUAUUGUCCCCUCAUCCCAUAUUCAUAAUGAAGUUGUCUUUUAAAUAUUUUCAACAUUCUAGUUAUAUUUUAUAUAUUAUCAUGUGUUAAUAACUUAUA